AGGAAAAUUCAAAAUCUCAAGUGACUUCAUAAGAGAACUCACAUUUCCACCAUGUCUCCUGCACUCUACAACUACCUGUUUAUUCUACUGAUAAUCCUACCUAAAGGGCUCUCUCAUCUGGUGAGAACACAGCAGGUUGUCACAGCAACCCUGGGAGAAGAUGCAGACUUAAACUGUGAGCUCAUGAAACCCAAAGACGUGCGUCAAGUCACAUGGCAAAAAGUGACAGCUGGGGAGAAUGAAAAUUUGGCCUCCUACAGCAAACACGGUCCCAAUGUCAACCUACGUUUUAAGGGGAAAGUGGAGUUUGAAGACGAGGGACUGCAGAACUGCUCUAUCAUCAUCAGAGGAGUGUCAAGAGGAGACGAGUCCUGCUACAAGUGUCUGUUUAACACCUUUCCAGAGGGAGCUAUUAGUGGAACCACCUGCCUCAAAGUCAAUGAGCUGUAUGGACCCUCACUCCUCAUCACACAAACCAACAACAGUCACACCACUCUGUCCUGUUCUGCUACUGGACGACCUGUUCCUAUAGUAACCUGGGAUGACAUCAUGAUAGAACAUUCCACCAUGGUUGAUGUCACCCAUCCCAAUGGAACUGUCACUGUGACAACUACUGCAACAGUGGUAGUGUCCAGUCUAACUGACAAAAAGGUUAGGUGUGUUGCUUCACUAUCCUUUGGUGGUUCCAUCAAGGUGGUUUCAGAGGUGAUUCCAGCUAGUGAUCAAGCUUCAUUUGCAGGUCAAUCUCAGGUCUCUGAUGAUGACAGGAUCAGUGGUACAGUGGUUGGUGCAGUGAUGGGUGCAGUGUUGUGUUUAAUGUGUCUCAUCUCUGUAUUCUGUGUAAUAUGGCGGCAAAAUAGAAAAGAUACCUCUUCCAGGGAAAAAAACAUACCGGACCCUGAAAACAGCAAGACUCCUCUAAAGACACAACAGAACAGAUCACCAUCCAAACAUUUCACACCAUCCUCCAGUCCAUCACACAUGUCACACUCAACCAACUCGUCAACCAAGCGUAGGAUGAAUAAGAAUACAUCUUUCAGGGACACACCAAACUCCAGUCCAUCAAUGAUAAAAUCCCUCAGCUCGUCAGACAAGCGUAUGAUGCAUCAAGCUCAGGAGGCUGUAAAAAGUAUCUCCAUUCAAGAAUCAGAUGAUGGUGUAACAAGAAACCUUCUAGAAGAUGACGACUACUGAGUGACUGUCACGAACCGGCUCAAAGCCUGUAACAAAGGGAGACAACGUGGAGAUAAGGAGUAACAAAAUAUAUAUUUAUUAACUAAAGCAACUAAGGAAAAUAUACAAUGGUGUGUGUAAUCAGUAAUCAGUAGUGUAAGUGAAUGUUUUGCAUGCAUGAAUGUGAUAAUGCAGGGUGUUGAAAGGUGCCAAAGCAAACAAACAAAAGGCCACCAAGAACCACAACACAAUAUACAAAGGUGUCUGCAUGGAGAGAGUCUCUUCCAUGAAUGUGGAAGAGGUAUAUUUAUCCUGGGAGACACAUGGCCCAGGUGUUUCCCAUGAAGCUGACGACCCUCCCAACUCCACCCACAUCCUAAUAAGGAAACAAGAACAAAGACAGAAUACGGCAGACAGAGUGGGAGGGUCGUCACAUUCCCCCCCAUAAAACCGGGGACCAACAAGGACCCCGGAACAUCAUACCAGCCUCUGCGUCCCAAAUUGACACAGCCUCUGCGUCCCAAAUUGAUGAGGGGUUAUGUGUUCACACCUCCACCUGCACCAACCAACCUCCUCAGACCUCAGCAACCUUUGCGCAUAGGAAGCAAUAUUUAAGAGGAAAGAAGAACACAAGACCAGGAGGGAACAGACAGGAAAGAUAGAACAUGACAACCCGAAACAAUGGUCAGUCACGUAAACAUUCAGAAACAUGGCACAAAAGACCAACAGCUACAAACUCCAACGAAAAGAACACCAGGGUCCUUCUUAAUUUUUACAACCCCCAACGAUUCAUAGUCACUUCCAACAAUUCAUAGUCACUUCCAACAAUUCAUAGUCACUUCCAACAAUUCAUAGUCACUUCCAACAAUUCAUAGUCACUUCCAACAAUUCAUAGUCACUUCCAACGAAACAGAAUUUCACUAAUUUCAAUCAUUUAACCUUGUAGUGUUCAGCGAUCUUCAACAGCUGUUCUUUAGUACAUAAUUCUAACAGGUCCUCUGAUGGAAAGCGAAUGAACUUGUAUACAUGAGACACCAUAGUCAUAAGUAAAUAAUCUCAACCCCUCUGCUGAGCACAUCAGACCACAACCAGAGAAAUGACAAUCACCCUGAGCACCACAGAAGAGAGAUGAGAUACGGAGCUUCCCCAAAACCUACAAUAACUCAACCCUAGUCUUCGUGCAGAUUUGCGGUGGGUAUUUACGCACUGUAGCCCGCUGGCAAGGAAAUAGAACUCCCCAGCAUGCUGGCAAAUUCCACCAAGCCACGGAUGUGCCCCCGAGACAACUGCUCAGUCCACAGACACUACACAAAAAUAAACAUUUAACCAUGUCCAAAAUUGAAACACGUCGCUAAGCCUAACAGGGGAAAAAGGCUAUAGCUCCGGGUAGCAAGUUCCACUACCCCUACACAAAUCUCCUACCAAGGUACACAGCCGAUGUACUCACCUGCUCAGACUGACUUCCCAACAGAAAGUAGAACAAGAGUUUCCAGGCUAGGCAGGGCCUGGAAACUAACCAUUAUCCCUCUCCAACGCAGCACACAAACCAAACAACAAAGGCAACCAAUAGUGGGCCGAUCAAACUCAAUAUGCAAACCAAACACUUACCUCCACGGUCUCCCAAACCAAUAGUUCAAAGAUCCCGGAUGAGCCCCCACUUGUCACGAACCGGCUCAAAGCCCGUAACAAAGGGAGACAACGUGGAGAUAAGGAGUAACAAAAUAUAUAUUUAUUAACUAAAGCAACUAAGGAAAAUAUACAAUGGUGUGUGUAAUCAGUAAUCAGUAGUGUAAGUGAAUGUUUUGCAUGCAUGAAUGUGAUAAUGCAGGGUGUUGAAAGGUGCCAAAGCAAACAAACAAAAGGCCACCAAGAACCACAACACAAUCUACAAAGGUGUCUGCAUGGAGAGAGUCUCUUCCAUGAAUGUGGAAGAGGUAUAUUUAUCCUGGGAGACACAUGGCCCAGGUGUUUCCCAUGAAGCUGACGACCCUCCCAACUCCACCCACCGGCAUCCUAAUAAGGAAACAAGAACAAAGACAGAAUACGGCAGACAGAGUGGGAGGGUCGUCACAGUGACUCUCAUCACAUUGCCACACACACCAAAUCACUAUUGACUAAUCUGGUUAAUAUGAUAAUUUUUUACUCAAAACUGUCUCUCUCACUUUCUUUACGUAAGCCAUACCUUAAUAGGGUUAUUUACUGUCUGUGCCAUAUUCACAUUAGUCACAGCUGCUGUUAGAAGUGUUC
Messenger RNA from Oncorhynchus kisutch (coho salmon), 3420 nucleotides. Its product is annotated as nectin-4-like. The record is from RefSeq and is a predicted model, not a curated record. Gene Ontology annotation, biological process: negative regulation of neuroinflammatory response; heterotypic cell-cell adhesion. Gene Ontology annotation, molecular function: cell-cell adhesion mediator activity. Gene Ontology annotation, cellular component: neuronal cell body; cell surface; axon. The coding region runs from base 52 to 1194 and encodes 380 amino acids. NCBI's taxonomy places the organism in Eukaryota, Metazoa, Chordata, Actinopteri, Salmoniformes, Salmonidae. The transcript has 12 exons.